ACAAUAUGUCUCUUGACCUUGCAGGUUACUGACCCAAUGAAUGUUUCUGAGUCAUAUUCCAGCUUUGCUUCUGUAAGAGAAUUUAUACUCCUAGGUUUUUCUUGUGAGUGGAAGAUUCAGAUCCUCCUCUUCUCACUCUUCACCACAACAUAUGUUUUGACCAUAACAGGGAAUGGGGCCAUUGUUUGUGCUUUGUGGUGUGAAUGGCGACUCCAUGUCCCCAUGUACAUUUUCCUGGGAAAUUUCUCCUUUUUAGAGAUUUGGUAUGUCUCUUCUACAGUUCCCAAGAUGUUGGUCAAUUUCCUCUCAUAUAAAAAGACCAUCUCCUUUACUGGAUGUUUCCUUCAAUUUUAUUUCUUUUUCUCUUUGGGAACAUCUGAAUGUUUCCUCUUGGCUGUCAUGGCCUUUGAUCAGUACCUUGCUAUCUGCCAUCCCUUGCACUACCCUAACGUCAUGACUGGACACUUCUGUACCAAACUGGUCAUUAUCUGUUGGGUUUGUGGAUUUCUGUGGUUCCUGAUCCCCAUUGUAUUCAUCUCUCAGAUGCCCUUCUGUGGUCCAAACAUUAUUGACCAUGUUUUAUGUGACCCAGGGCCACUGUUUGCAUUGGCAUGUACCUCUGCUCCAACAAUCCAACAGCUUUGCUAUACUUUAAGCUCAUUAGUUAUCUUUGGUAACUUCCUUUUUAUCCUUGGGUCCUAUACACUUGUCCUAUUAGCUGUGUUGCGUAUGCCUUCAGCCACUGGGAGACACAAGGCCUUCUCAACCUGUGGGUCUCAUUUGGCUGUGGUAUCACUAUUCUAUGGCUCUCUGAUGAUCAUGUAUGUGAGCCCAGGACUUGGGCAUUCUGCUGGUAUACAGAAAGUUGCAACUUUGUUCUAUGCUAUGGUAACUCCAUUCUUCAACCCCCUCAUCUAUAGCCUUCGGAAUAAGGAGAUAAAAGCAGCCCUGAGGAAAGUUCUAGGGCGUCUCAGUAUAAUCCAAACUAUACUGAAUGAUCCUCCCAUUAUCAGUUUGCUGACUAAAUUUUAAAAACCACUGGUACCAGAAAAGAUUCAGCACAUUCUCUGUACUGGAAAACUUUGCACCAAAGAGAGGUAUGACUAUCUCAAGACUCUGACCAGCGAUGUUCAUAUUGUAAGAGGAGUCUUUCAUGAGAAUCUGAAUUAUCCAGAACAAAAAGUUGUGACCGCUGGGCAAUUCAAAAUUGGUUUGAUCCAUAGGCAACAAGUUAUUGCAUGAGACAUGGCCAGCUUAGCCCUAGUAGGGCAGUUUGAUGAGGACAUUCUUAACUCAAGAUAUACAUACAAAUUUGAAGCAUUUGGGCAUGAAAAAAAUUUUAACAUUAACCCAGAUUCUGCCACUGAAGCAUAUAAUUUCUUAGCAACAAACAUUAUUCCUUCAUUUGUAUCAAUGGAUAUUCAGGCCUCUACAGUUGUCCUUUAUAUGUAUCAGCUAAUUGGAGAUGAUGUAAAAGUAAAAGGAAUUGAAUACAAAAACAUCUUAAAGCCAGGCCUGUCUUGCUGCUUUUUUUUUAUUCCCCUGUUCAAAUCAAGUAAUUAA
This is a messenger RNA of Enhydra lutris kenyoni (northern sea otter), 1563 nucleotides long. RefSeq names its product olfactory receptor 11H12-like. Gene Ontology annotation, biological process: G protein-coupled receptor signaling pathway. Lineage: Eukaryota; Metazoa; Chordata; Mammalia; Carnivora; Mustelidae. Gene Ontology annotation, molecular function: olfactory receptor activity; G protein-coupled receptor activity. The record is from RefSeq and is a predicted model, not a curated record. Gene Ontology annotation, cellular component: membrane.